AUGCAUCUCCUGGUCAAGUCCCUUCGGGGACGCAGCAUCAAGUCCCCGCCCACCCGUGUGCACCUCGCAGCUCACGCAGCCCCACUCACCCACAUGAGCCCGCUGCGCACACAGCCUCCUGGUGAUCGGUUGUUGCAGCAUGAGGGCAUCAUGGCUUUCAAGAAGCAGUGCCGCACGCGCCCACCAGGGGGCAGCAGGUCUCGGCCCAGCGGCGCCGCGAUCGACGUCAGAAGCAGCGCCUCGCCCCUUGACCGUGACCCCGGGCGGCGCCGGGCGGCGGGGCUGGCGCGGCGGGAGCGCCACGGGCUGCGCGGGCUGCGCGAUGGGCUGGCGCUGUGUCCCAAGCGGGGCGGGUCGUGGUGGGUCCCUGACGGCAAAGCGGCGGUCAAGAUCUUUGAUUCCGGGGGAGGAUCCGCGCACCAGUUUGGAAGAAAGGGGGACCCCGCCAGGACAUUUAAGUACCCCCUCGAUGUCACCGUCACCAACGACUGCCACGUGGUUGUCACCGAUGCCGGCGACCGCUCCAUCAAAGUGUUCGAUUUUUUUGGCCAGAUCAGGCUUGUCGUCGGAGGCCAGUUCUCCUUGCCUUGGGGUGUGGAGACCACCCCUCAGAAUAGGGUCGUGGUAACUGACGCGGAGGCAGGGUCCCUGCACCUCCUGGAGGUGGACUUUCCAGAAGGGGUCCUCCGGCGAACGGAGAGGUUGCAAGCGCAUCUGUGCGGUCCCCGAGGGGUGGCGGUGUCCUGGCUCACAGGGGCCAUUGCGGUCCUAGAGCGCCCCCUGGCGCUGGGGGCCGGGACCUGCAGCACCACGGUGAAGGUGUUCAGCGCCACCAUGCAGCUCAUUGGCCAGGUGGACACCUUCGGGCUGAGCCUCUUCUUCCCCUCGGAAAUCACGGCCUCCGCUGUGACCUUCGAUCACCAGGGGAAUGUGAUCGUCGCCGAUACGUCCAGUCACGCUGUCCUGUGCUUAGGAAAACCCGAGGAGUUUCCCGUACCGAAGCCCGUCAUCACCCACGGGCUUUCCCAUCCUGUGGCACUGACCUUCACCAAGGAGAAUUCUCUUCUUGUGCUGGACAGUGCCGCCCAUUCUGUAAAAGUCUAUAAGGUUGACUGGGGAUGAUGGGCGUGGUGAGGAUUCUGGGGCUUGGAACCAGAAGCCCUGGAGCUGCCAUUAAUGAAUUGUUUAGCCCUGGAUACAUUAUUUAGUCUCAUCUAUCCAAUAGGGAUCAUUAUAACCCCUGGCAGACUUACAGAGGGUGAGGCAAUUAUUAAAGAAUAUUAAUGAAAUCUA
This is a messenger RNA of Myotis lucifugus (little brown bat), 1293 nucleotides long. It is a transcript of the gene NHLRC1, whose product is annotated as NHL repeat containing E3 ubiquitin protein ligase 1. The record is from RefSeq and is a predicted model, not a curated record. NCBI's taxonomy places the organism in Eukaryota, Metazoa, Chordata, Mammalia, Chiroptera, Vespertilionidae. Gene Ontology annotation, molecular function: protein binding; ubiquitin protein ligase activity; translation repressor activity. Gene Ontology annotation, biological process: protein polyubiquitination; negative regulation of translation; proteasome-mediated ubiquitin-dependent protein catabolic process.